AUUCCCUAACCUAACUACAAACUGGGUCGCCAUUUGUUCGAGUGUGUAGCAAUGGAAUUACUGCCUUAUUUGUGUAAAUAAUCUGGAAAAAAAUCCUUGUUUUCUUUACUUCCUUUUGAGAUUCUCUCCAAUUGAUUUAAUAUGUUUUCGAAGAUUGAUACACUGUUUUCCAGAGCUGAGGACCAACAGAUCGGAAGAGAAAAAUAGUCUAUAGUGCAAAUCUUUUUAAUUAUGUCCUACUUAACGAAUAACGUGUAACCUGUUGAAUCAAGCUAUUUAGUGAUAUUAUAAUUUCUGAAAGAAAGAUGUCCUUUAACUACAGAAUACAUGGUUCUGAAUCUAAUGUUGUCCAUCGGUUGGAUUGUAGCAAAUAUGCUGCACCAUUUUCUUAUUGGCUAUGGUGCUGUAAUAUUGUAAUUAUUUGAUAGCGAAGAAAGUUUUAAAAUGGAUACUUCACCACUGAUGGUUGUGUGAAAGUAAAGAAUAUAAAUUUUCAAAACUAUUGUUUUCUUAAAUUCAAGUGAUAAAUUUCAUUAAUGGUUCAUGUGAUAGUAGCCACUAUUAAAAUGCUUCUUGAUUAAAGUGAUAUUAGACUGCAUAAUACAAUGGAAGCAGUGCAUCAAGCAAGAAAAUUGUACAUUAAAAAAUACCAACAUUGCCAGGCUUCAUUUUCAGAAGAAGACAAGGAACUACUGGAUGUAAACAUUCAGCGCUUUAUUUAUGUGUCUGUCAAAGAGGUUUUUCCACCGUCUCGAUUAUUUUCAUCACCAAGAAUACUAGAGAUAUUAAAGAAUGCUUUACGACAGCAUUCUAUACCAAAUAAUGAAGCGGAUUCUGUUGCUAAAGCUUUUGAAAGUUUAGAGAAAUAUUUUCUCCUCUUAGUACUACAACCCUGGAAACCAGAGUUUAAGAAAAUAAAGAUGUACGGUGGAUUUUAUAGGAGUAGGAUAAAGUCUGUGCUACCAGACUGUGAGUUUAUGUUUGAAAGCGCAGGUUACACCAUUUCUACAGAUACCUGUAUCAUGAUACAUGACGGUAAAGUAGAAAAAGAUGCUCUACUGCUUCUCGCAUUUGAUUGUAAAAUAUGUUUUGUGCUAUGCAGAACUAUUGCUGAUCAUUAUAGUAAGAUAAAAGGUCUAGGAUUUUCUUUGAAUGAGGCGGUGUCAAAUAUUUUACAUAAUGAAUGGUCCAAAGACAGCAGGCCACAAGUGCAUUACGUGAAUGGUCAUUUGGUGGAUAUUUCUAGCAAUAUGAAGAAUUUUGAUUUAGGGCCGCCUGCUUUACCAAAACGAGAACCCAUUUCCAAUAAUUUAAAUGGGAUACCUAAUAGAAUGCCAGUUAAAGGCAGUGAAAGUAUAUAUGGUGCACCAUCUGCUGCUCUUAGGCUUCGUAAUGUGUAUCUACCCCCAUCUUCUCCUCUAGCUGCUAGUAAUGAUAUUGUUGGCAUUGUGCCUCUAGUUGAAGAGAUUUUACCCGAGUUGCCGCAGGGCACUUGUGAAGAACACAUCAUGGAGAGCAUCAAAGCUUUAGAGAAGCAGAACAGCCCCCAGCAGUCUGUAACGUUGAUGGGGCAGGCCUCGCUGGAGCCGCAACAGAAAGAGGAUUGGAAGUGGCUCAGGACAGCGGUACCAGGCCACUACCCACAAAAACCCCCACCACUCCCUUCGCAUGUGGGGAAGCUAGAACUGUCCAGCAGUUUACCCACCCCACCUUUGCAAGGGUAUACAACAGUUCCCAUUCGUUCAAGGAUAGGCUCUGCCUUGUAUGAUGGUUCGUACGACGAAGGAAUCGACGGAGACGUGCACAAAAUGUAUACCCCUUACCCACAAAGUGUAAAGUACACAUCGGUACAACAGCAACAAAUACAUCCUAAAUAUCCUGGGGUCUCCCAACCAUCUUUUACUGACCAAGGAUAUCGUACAAGUGAUCCCUUUAGUUCUCCUAUAUCGUCUAGUAGUAUUCCCGCCCAGCAAACUAUAUACCAGGCUCCUAACAUUUUAACUGACGGAAUACCUUCUUACAGUUAUAGACAGCCCUCCGCACCACCUCCUGUACCGUCUAGAGCGCUGAAACCUAAUCUAUCUGCAAAGAAAACAACAGAGGAUUUUGCAGACGGUGAUUCUUUUAAUUCCUCAUACACCCAUUACCCCGGGACUUUAUCCAGCGUAAUUAGGUCUCACCCGCAGACUAAUUUACUCAUCAGCAGGCAGCCCAACGGCGGGGCUGCUACGUUGGCAGAACCACUGCUGCGCAGAGAGAAACAAAUAGCUGGCAAGUCCAAUUCAUUACAUUUCACCGACCCCAAGGCCUCGCUCCAGCAGCAGGCUCUAAACACUAGGUCAGCUCGGAGCAUGGACAUCAGCCUUCUAAGCUGGGACUGCAAGUCAUGCACAGCGCACAACACAGGAUUAGACAUUAUUUGCUCUGUGUGCUCUUGCAGCCGGCAUGGCCCGGAUGUGACCAAGCCCCAGUGCGGUCAAACCAAGAAGGCGUGCCCGGGCUGUACCUUGGAGAACGACUCCUCCAGGAAUGAAUGUGAAGCCUGCGGUGGGAAAUUACAAGAUCGGUUUACCUAUGUGUGAAAAAAUUUGUCUUUCUACUUCAUUUUUUUUUUUUUUCGAUUUGGAAUAUUCAGAUGUGUUUAGUGGCCUAUUCCAGAAUCAUCAUGGAUAACUGAACUCUGAAUAGUUUCCUAAGUGUUGGUUUGAAAAAGUUUGUUGAGAUUUUUGUUUUGUUUGUAGCUGUUUGAAUUCAAACUGCAUUAAAUAUCCUCUAUUAUUAUGUGUGUAUUAUGUUCUGCUUAAAAUGAAAAGAAGAUGCUAAUGAGGGACUUGCUUGAAUACCCAGGUUAAAUAUAAUGGAGGAAAUGUCUUUUAAAUCUGUAGUUGGUCAGAGAUUCUGCAGAUAAUGGGCUGAACAUUUACCAUAGGUUUUUUCUUUCUAUUUGAUAAUUGUACAUAUUUUCCCUGUGUAUUUUGGUCACACACUUAAAUGCAUCUUUUAGAGCUGCUUUUCUAGAAGAUACACUUAAUUAGUGAUAUUGUAACCAAAGAAUUCUAUUUAAAACAAAAAUUAUUACGUCAAUACUUUCUAACAUUACAUGCCUGAUUUUUCAUUGUUUUUGUUUUUAAAACUAAAUACAGCAUCUAUACAGCCAUUUUUAAAUCUUUAGAUCCAGGAUUUGUCAUCACUGAGCAACUUAUUUUAACCUGUGUGUUAAAACAGACUGCCUGUUUACGUCUUUUAGAAAUGGUGAGGGGCUUAGUAAACCAUUUAGCCUGAAGUAUUGGGCUGGUAUAAAGGAAACCCCAUUAGAUGAAUGAGUUUAUAAUUUUUAAUUUGUUCAAAUUGUGAGUGGGUGUGUAAAGAAGAUGUAUUUUUUAUCUGUCUUAAUUUACCAGCAUUACAAGUGUUUGCAAGGUUGUCUGUCUAAAUCAGCCUUACGAUUUUUUAAUUAGUCUCUUGCGUUUUCUUUUCUAAUUACUACAAACGAAAACAUAAAAUGAAAUGUUUCUAAAAAUAAAUUUAACAAGAGAAAAUUUUAAAGUCCAAUUUUCUAAAAUGUUUCAAUAGGGUACUUAUUUUUUUAUUUUUUUUCAUUGAAAGAAUGUAGGUAACUGUUUUUUCAAAGAAAUCAAACACAAUAACAUUUGAAGUGGUAAAAUUGUGUUGGAAAAACCAGGAGCAUAUGUGUGUUGGCCCUACAGUAACAUCUGUUCUUAGAUAGGAUAGUGUCAGAACUGUUUUUUUCUUCUUGAAAAAUAAUAACCAUUGAUUUUUUUUUUUUUACAAUAAAAUUUUUUUGUUUGAGAAGAAAAAAAAACCAAGAAUAUACAUUAUAAAGUAAAGAUUUAAUUAAAUGAGAUGUAUCUGUUGUUGGGUCUGGUGCAAUGUCUGUCAUAAGAUGUAUCUCAUGUUGUGUGCCUGAUUGUAUAUAUGAUUCUGCCUGUAGAAGUUCUAUUUUUUUCAUAGUGACUGCCCCCCCCCCCCUCCCCUCCCACCCUCACGUCCAUGCUUUCAAUGCUUAGACCCUCAGCCUGUCCUGUAUACUGAUGUUUUGUAUAAAAACAAAAUGUAUUUGUUAAUUUAAAUUAAAACAUGUAUAUCCAGU
Molecule: messenger RNA, 4111 nt
Organism: Physella acuta
Lineage: Eukaryota; Metazoa; Mollusca; Gastropoda; Physidae
Cellular component (GO): cytoplasm
Source: RefSeq, a predicted model, not a curated record